Camellia sinensis is the source of this 1046-nucleotide messenger RNA. RefSeq lists its product as uncharacterized. Gene Ontology annotation, biological process: fatty acid transport. The record is from RefSeq and is a predicted model, not a curated record. Gene Ontology annotation, cellular component: chloroplast inner membrane. NCBI's taxonomy places the organism in Eukaryota, Viridiplantae, Streptophyta, Magnoliopsida, Ericales, Theaceae. Gene Ontology annotation, molecular function: fatty acid transmembrane transporter activity.
GGUAGGUAAAAUUUUUUCUCUAUUAAACGCAUUUUCCGUGAAAACCGAAGCAGAGCAGAAGAUAUGAUGGCUAAAUUGUUGCCAGUUUCCCAGUAUUGUGUUGUUGUAUUGCCUCCCAAACUUGGAUUUCAUGGCGGCGGCGGCUCCGGCUCCUCCACUGAUCGCACCUUUGUACGUUUCUUGACCACCAGCAGCAGAUCAUCGGAGCUUGGCACAUUUUCUGGAUCAAUUGGCGCUCAACAACAGCACCAAAAGUGGGUUUCGAGGAGGACUAGGGUUGUCUCUUCUUCUUCCGACUCCAAAGCUCCGACUAUUAUCGUCGAAGAAAUCCAACCAGAUUCUAUUAUUGGCGGAGGAGACGGUGCAGGUCACGGCGGAGAAGGAGGCGGCGGUGGAGGCGGAGGCGGCGGAGGAGACAAUAACAGUAAUAGUAACGAGGAGGAGGGUGAAGAAGCCGAAAACGAUAACGUGGACAAGUCAUUUUCCAUGUCCAUGUCCCAGAAAUUGACACUCGGCUAUGCUGCCCUGGUCGGAGGUAUUCUUGAUUUUUCGUACUUUUGUGUUCAAGUGGGUGGAGUUAUGGGCUAUUUGAAAAGUGGCAGCAAAAAGUCACUGAUAGCUGGUGGACUAUCAGCAUUGCUACUGUAUUAUGUUUUUACUCUGCUUCCCACAAGACCGGCUUUGGCAUCAUCCCUUGGAUUUGGCCUUUCUGCUGCUCUUCUGGGAGUAAUGGGCUCUCGAUUUAAGAAGUCAGGAAAGAUAUUUCCAGCUGGUGUUGUAUCUCUUGUGUCCCUUAUUAUGAGUGGUGGCUACAUCCAUGGAGUUUUGCGCAGUCUGCACUGAAAAUGUUUAGGUUGCCCUUGACUAGUUAAGUAGUUUCAGUCGUAUUUUUUUUUUUUAAAUUUUAUUUUUGAAUGAUGUUCGUUUGGGUUUGGUUUGGUUGCUGACUCUAAUCCAUAUCUACGUAUUAGUCUGGCAUGUAAUGUUAGUAAUUUGGUAUUUUGGUAUAUUAUGAAAUGCGGAGUUUUGAGGAAUUUGUGUUUUUA